UCAAAUUCCUCCCUUUCUUUCUCUUUCUCUUCAACAAAACAGAAUCAUUUUUGCCAUGCUGUUUAAUUCAGCCGACGGUCCUUCAUCGUGUUUGUCAUCAUAGCGAUUUAGUGUGGCCGCUUCAUCAAAUUUGUCAGUUUUGAGGAUAGAUCCAAUGAAAACAGAGGUGUGUGCAGAAACUAGGGGCAUGCUCUCUGCCUCCAGAUCUAGAGACCUGCUCCUGCGCUUCUCCGGCGGGUUCGCUUCAGAUGAGGCUGCGGAGGCAAAUAGCAGCGAUUCAGAUGAGAUCGAGCUCGGUCUUUCGCUUGGCGGGUGUUUCAACUCAUCCAACAAUCAUAAAAAUCGGAUCUUGCGAUCUUCCUCCAUACCAGCGAUCCUCCCUUGCGAGGUUCCGCCACUGUUUUCCCUGUUCCGCACAAGCUCGCUGCCGCAGGAGGAGUUUCAGGGCAAGACGAGGAUGGAGGUGAAGAGGAAGUGGGAUGAGAUAAGGUGUUUUGGAGGAGCUGGGGAGAGAGUGGAUGAGAAUUUAAAGGAGGGGCAGGUUUUGAAAUUGAGGAGAUUUGAGGUUAAGAAUGAGGGUUCGUUGGUUCGAAGUGGUGGCCCGGCGAACGGAGUUCCUUCUCCUGCGGCAUCAAGGUGGAUGGCCGGAGCUGGGAUGUCUCCAACGUUGACGAAAGGUAUGGCGCUGGCGUCGCAGGGUUCUGUUGUGUCUGAGGGGAGUAACUCUUCGGGAGGAUCGGAGUUGGAGAACAGAGCAGGUCAAGGCUUUGAACUCACUGGAUUCAGCCAUGCUUCAGAAACCAGAAGCCCUUCCAGGUUCAUGAUAAUCUCAGAACAAAACAAUCACAAAUCUCCUCCCUUUUCACCAUUAUCAGCAACACCUACCAUCAGCAAUGUCAUUAUGAGUAAUGAGCCCCUUUCACUAAAGAACAAUGGUGGAAGAUACAACAAUGGGACCGGUGAGCUCAGCAAGAGCACGACAAAGAUGCCGAUGGUGUCGACGAAAGUGGAGGGUCCAAACGGGCGAAGCAUACAAGGUUUCCUCUACAAAUAUGGGAAAGGGGAGGAAGUGUGGAUAGUUUGUGUGUGCCAUGGAAGCUUUCUUACUCCUGCAGAGUUUGUCAAACAUGGAGGUGGUGGUGAUGUUGCUCAUCCUCUUAGGCAUAUUGUUGUAAAUCCCAAUUCAGCUGCUUUUUUGUGAUGAAGAAGAUGGUUAAUGAAGCAGAGUUUGGUCAAAAAAGCGAAUGAUAAGAAAUUGGUUGGAUUAACGAACUGUUGGAGAGUUUGUACAUUCUCUUCAGCAUAUUAUUGUAAAUCUCAGCCCAGCAGCCUUCUUGUGA
Phalaenopsis equestris is the source of this 1340-nucleotide messenger RNA. RefSeq names its product ninja-family protein 1-like. Gene Ontology annotation, biological process: signal transduction; negative regulation of DNA-templated transcription. The coding region runs from base 155 to 1201 and encodes 348 amino acids. NCBI's taxonomy places the organism in Eukaryota, Viridiplantae, Streptophyta, Magnoliopsida, Asparagales, Orchidaceae. Gene Ontology annotation, cellular component: nucleus. The transcript is spliced from 2 exons. The record is from RefSeq and is a predicted model, not a curated record.